AUGAAAGCGCGCGCGUACCCAUCGCGAGAUGUCGUCGGGACUGAUCGGAUGAAGAAGAGGAGGAGCGGACGGAGGGUGAACGGGAUGAGGACCGUCGUCGAGGUGGCGGCGAUGCCCGCGCGAAUCGGCGGCAGAACGUGCCGCACGCUGGCGAUGCUGCUGGCCGCGUGCUGCUGCUGGCUGCUGUUGAUCGGCCAGUGCGCCGGCCAGAAGCCGAUCAAUCUCGGCGGCAGCAAGAAGCGCGACGUCUACAUCGCCGGUUUUUUCCCAUACGGCAACCACGUGCCGGAGGGCCACAUCGGACGCGGAGUCAUGCCUGCGGUAAAGCUCGCGGUGGAGCACAUCAACGAGCAUCCGACGAUACUCAGGGACUACCGAUUGCACAUGUGGUGGAACGACACGGAAUGCAGCGCCGCCGUCGGGAUGAAGGCGUUCUUCGACAUGAUGCACAACGGGCCGCACAAGGUGAUACUCUUCGGUGGUGCUUGCACACAAGUCACGGAUCCGAUAGCGAAAGCUUCGAAACACUGGCGCCUUACGCAGCUCAGCUACGCGGAUACUCAUCCUAUGUUCACGACCGACGGCUUCCCGAAUUUCUUUAGGGUUGUGCCGUCCGAAAACGCUUUGAACGCGCCGCGAGUGGCUUUGUUACUGCAUUUCAACUGGACCCGGGUCGGAACGAUUUAUCAGAACGAGCCCAGAUAUGCGCUGGUGCACAAUCGGCUGGUGGCCGAUCUGGACGAGAGCAAGAUGGAGCUCGUCGAAACGCAGAGCUUCGCCACGGAGGUGAAAACGGCUCUCGAGAAGCUCAAGGAGAGAGACGUGAGGAUUCUCUUGGGAAAUUUCAACGAGGCGUGGGCCAGACGAAUAUUCUGCGAGGCCUACAGAUUCGGCUUAUACGGCAGGAAAUAUCAGUGGAUCAUCAUCGGAACCUAUACGAGAGAAUGGUGGUUACGUCCGGGCGGCGGUUGCGCACCGUCCGAGCUGUCCGACGCUCUUCACGGUGUCAUUCUCACGGAUCUGCUUCCGCUGACGACCGAGGAGCAGCACACCACGUCCGGGAUCACCCCGGAUCAGUACCAGAUCGAGUACGACUCGAGGCGGGGCAACGAGUACUCGAGAUUUCACGGUUACACGUACGACGGUAUCUGGACGGUCGCGCUGGCUGUAAAACACGUAGCCCGCCGAAUAAGACACUUCCAUCGCAACCAGACUAUAUCCGACUUUCGGUACAGAGACGCAUUAUGGGAGAAGCUCUUUCUCGAUGCCCUGAGGAAUACCAGCUUCGACGGCGUCACGGGACCGGUCCGUUUCUACGAUAACGAAAGGAAAGCGUACAUUCUUCUAAAACAAUUUCAAAACGGUCGCGAGGUAAACGUAGGCGAAUACGAUAGCAUGACCGGCGUCCUGGAUUUAACGAGAGGUGAGGCUCAGCUCUGGAGCGGCAAACCGCCGCCGAAAGACAGAACCGUUCGCAUCAUCGAGCACACGACCGUGGACAUCACCCUGUACGCGGUGCUAGCCUCGGCUGCUAGUGGCGGUAUCGUCUUGGCGUCCAUUUUUCUCGCCAUCAAUAUCAGAUUCAGAAAUCAAAGAUACAUCAAAAUGUCAUCGCCCCACCUGAACAACCUCAUCAUCAUCGGUUGUAUGCUGACGUACAGUAGCGUUAUCUUUCUCGGACUGGACUCGCAAUUAUCGAGCGUGGCGGCGUUCCCGUAUAUCUGCACGGCCAGAGCGUGGCUGCUGAUGGCCGGUUUCUCGUUAGCAUUCGGAUCCAUGUUCUCGAAAACCUGGCGGGUGCAUUCAAUAUUCACCGACGUGAAGCUCAACAAGAAGGUAAUAAAAGAUUAUCAAUUAUUCAUGGUGGUUGGGAUAUUGCUGGCUAUCGAUCUCACGAUUAUGACGACGUGGCAAGUCUCUGAUCCGUUUUAUCGGGCGAUCAAGCAAAUGGAGCCGUAUCAUCACCCAUCCAGCGAGGAUAUAAUAAUCGUCCCGGAAAACGAGUACUGUCAGAGCAAUAAAAUGAAUGUUUACCUGAUUUGCAUAUACACGUACAAAGGUCUUUUAAUGAUAUUCGGUGCCUUUCUGGCAUGGGAAACGCGACACGUUAGUAUACCGGCAUUAAAUGACAGUAAGUACGUGGGGAUGAGCGUGUACAACGUCGUUAUAAUGUGCGUCACCGGUGCGGCUAUAAGCUUCGUACUUACUGACAAACAGGACGCCAUGUUUAUAAUGUUGUCGGUGUUCAUUAUAUUUUGUAGUACAGCCACUCUUUGUCUGGUUUUUAUUCCUAAGGUAAUAGAGUUACGCAGAAAUCCACAGGGAGUGAUAAAUAAGCGGACCAGGGCGACUUUGAGGCCAAUGUUGAAAAUACGAAGGGAUUCGACAGUCAGUGAACUCGACGAGCGUUUAAAGGAGGCAAAGCUGGCGAAUAAAAAAUUUCGAAAGCAACUGUUGCAAAAGGAUUCCGAGCUUCAGGGAUUUUUAAGAAGAAUAGGCGACGAAACCGAGAUCGAGACGCAAGAGACGGUCGACACGCUGCCCGUGCCGAAACAGGAAGAAGCCGUUAAAAAGGAAGGGCCAUCGAUAACCACAGAGACGACUGAUGUUUCGAUGUCUAUGUGCAGUUUGAACUCGUCUACCGUUUCGCAACCCGAGGGUGAUUACGUCAACGUGGAUCAAGUAACGAAGAAAAGGUCGUCUUCGAAAGUUGCGUCAAUCGUCGACAGCGAACGAGUGGCUGUAACGACUCAGGAGGCGAUCGAGGAGAGCACAUCGCCUGAGACGGCGAUAGAAGCACCGCCGUCCCCGCCGCCGCCGUCAACGACGACGACGACAAUGACGGCGGCGACGACGACGACGACAGCGGCGACAACGACGACGGCGAUGACAAUGACGGCGACGACAACGACGACGAUGACGACGCAUUUGCAUCACACGUGCGGCAGAGACACGUCGCGGCGGAAGAGCGUCACCGCCGACGAGGUGAGCGAGUCGCGUCCGAAGCGCGGCAGGAGCCCGGAGCCGCUGCCGAACGAAAUGCCGGUCACGACGCGCUACGACUUUGUGCCGCCGGUCGUCGAAGAGAGCGACUCUGUGGUCCUGGAGGAGAGGGAGAUCGCGAGGCACGUGUGCCACCGAAGACGGAGCAAGGACGAACGCAGAGCGAAACUGUCGACGCCGCCGCCGACGAAGAACGUCUCCUUCGGCGAGCUCCACGAGCAGAGCUACAUCGAGCAAGUGAUCAUGCCGACGUUUCCCCUGCAUCAUUACGUACCGAAUCAUCGACACGAAAAAUACGACGAGACAAUGUCGACGAUCAUUCAGCGUUCCAUGUCGGAGCGUUCACGGGAGAAGUGCCUGCGACUGCAUAUCGGGGGCGGCUACCCCAUAGUCGAGUGCUCGCACCGCGUCGCACGCCGGAUGUGUCGUCACACCGGUUCGAAGCUGCGACAUCAGGCACGACUGGAAUACGUGCAGAGCAGUCCGAACGUGGCGACAAUGCACAACGGCAAACACGUCGCGACUAAUCCGCGGGGCGGGACUAGCGACGUAAACGGUGAUUCCGCGGUGAACGUCUCGAAGAUGUACAACGCCGUAUCGGACGGUGAACUGUUGGAUCUGACGAUCCUGCCGAUCUUUCAGAAGCUCCUCACCGAGCGACACAAGAGCACUGCCAGGCGGGGCUAUCGCUCGAACAUAGCUAGUUGCCCGAAUAUAUCCAUCAAGUGCGACAUCGUCGAGUACCUCUAACGGCCAGCCGGGCGGAUCUCUGAUUCUCAUGAUUUUUCACCGUGUCGGCGUAAAACAAAAACUCGCAUUUCUCAUCAUCACGGACUCGAUGUGUGGAGGAUGUGUGUUUUAAGAGAGUCGGUUUUACUUAAGUCGAUUAGUUGAUCUCGCAAAUGUAAUUUUAGACUGUUGAGCGUCUCGUAUGAGAGAGCGAUUGCGGCGAUAAUUUAUUGUUAAACUGAAUCGUAUACAGAUAGUUUUACUAUUACUACUGAGAUAGUUGACUUAUUUAUAAGAAAACGCCGAUGUGUGAGCUGAGAAAAUCGUCACCGCGCAAAACACCGUUGUCGGGAUUGAUUGAUUGAUCAAUUAAUUUAUUCGUUCCGUCUUUCGCGCCCUCGAUAUUAUACACGGCAUUUAUUAUCAUCAAUAAAAAAAAAAAAAAAAACGAAGAAC
This is a messenger RNA of Pseudomyrmex gracilis, 4188 nucleotides long. It is a transcript of the gene GABA-B-R2, whose product is annotated as gamma-aminobutyric acid type B receptor subunit 2. The record is from RefSeq and is a predicted model, not a curated record. Gene Ontology annotation, cellular component: G protein-coupled receptor heterodimeric complex; membrane. The transcript is spliced from 17 exons. Lineage: Eukaryota; Metazoa; Arthropoda; Insecta; Hymenoptera; Formicidae. Gene Ontology annotation, biological process: gamma-aminobutyric acid signaling pathway; G protein-coupled receptor signaling pathway. The coding region runs from base 1 to 3753 and encodes 1250 amino acids. Gene Ontology annotation, molecular function: G protein-coupled GABA receptor activity.